Messenger RNA from Neohortaea acidophila, 729 nucleotides. RefSeq lists its product as uncharacterized. The coding region runs from base 96 to 557 and encodes 153 amino acids. NCBI's taxonomy places the organism in Eukaryota, Fungi, Ascomycota, Dothideomycetes, Mycosphaerellales, Teratosphaeriaceae. The transcript has a single exon. The record is from RefSeq and is a predicted model, not a curated record.
CAGAUGUCUACUGCUAGGCUGAUAGUCCUAGUUGCUACGUGCAUGCACACAAGACCUAUGUCUCCACGCUUCCUGGGCCGCAUAGAACAAAGUAUAUGCUGCACGGAUGCUGUGCCGACGAUCCAGAAGCAGUGGACGAGCUAACGCUAACGCCCGGCGUGGAGGAUUGCAUGACUUCGCGAAUCAGCUACACGACAACCACGACACGUGGAAGCCGGCUGGAUGCAACGGACUGGACAUGGCAUGUCAUCCAGCACACACUAACCCCCCCUGCGCAGGAGGAUGAGUGGCCAGAACUUGUCGUUAAACGCGAAUGUAACGCUGGCGGCAUGCAUGGCGUCGUCUGCAUUGCCGCAAUCCGCCACACGCCCCCGGCACAUCGAUGCUUGUUCGAUGAAACCUUCGAGAAAGUGCAGCCUCUCCCAUCAUUUCGGGGAAUGCAAUCAGGGUUCCGCCCGAGCAUACGCAGAAGAAGCAUGCGACUUCCCGGCUCGCGGGAGAGGCAUGCACGUGGGAUAAGCGACAGAUGCAAGCUAGCAUGCAUGCUCCUUCCCUAACGAGAAAUUGCGGCGGCCACAUGGUUUGCGCGUGCUCGUCGCCUACGCCCAUGUCAGACGGGGUCUGUUGUUUCACUGUGCGCAAAACCCGGGCACGAGGCCGCGGGCUCGCCAGCAUUCAUUCAAACCCACACUUGUCGAACAAGCAUGAACACCACCAUCAAACUCGUCG